This is a messenger RNA of Amphibalanus amphitrite, 2141 nucleotides long. RefSeq names its product semaphorin-1A-like. Gene Ontology annotation, biological process: negative regulation of axon extension involved in axon guidance; semaphorin-plexin signaling pathway; negative chemotaxis. The transcript has 7 exons. Lineage: Eukaryota; Metazoa; Arthropoda; Thecostraca; Balanomorpha; Balanidae. Gene Ontology annotation, molecular function: chemorepellent activity; semaphorin receptor binding. Bases 681 to 1319 code for a protein of 212 amino acids. The record is from RefSeq and is a predicted model, not a curated record.
GCCCGCGCCGGGGUGGUGGGGUACGGCGCCGGCGCGCGCAGCUGGUCUUCGACGAGACGUGGUGCGCGCGGCGGCUGCGACGCGACGGUGCGAGGAACGGAGGCAGACGCGGUACAGUGGUGCGGGCGUGGUGUGUGCUGGGAGGGAACGCCUGCGAGUGAACGAGAGCUGAUGCUGGGAUGAUGGGCCGAAAAUGACUCGGACUCUGAGAGAGGACUCUGACUCCGGUGGAUGUGAAAUGACUCUGGAGAGGUCGAGACGGUGACUCGAGGUCUCCGUUGUUGAGCGGACCGUGACCCCAUGAUGUGGUUCGCUGUGUGGAUGAUCAGCGGUUCUUAUUGAUUGGCUGGACUACAUAUGUGGAGAGCUGAGAGUGGACAGUUCUGACAGUGUGAAAGAGUGACUUCCUCUCUUUCUUGCAUCGACUUUAUGCGUGACCUUUAUAAGACACGAAAUACGGCUAGCACCAUUUUACUGUUUACUAUCUAGGACAAAGGGAAAACCUUUUUGGAGUUAAGAUUCUCGAAUUUGUGACAUCAAAUCGCCGGCGAACACUUUGCGUGGGCAUAUUUUUGCUCAAAAGUGCGCAAAAGUGACACACUGUCACACUGGUGACUCGUGAACGGCACCGACUUUCGCAAACGGUUGGGCGCCGAACAAGUGUUUCCGGUCGUCAAAAGAUGGCGCCCCAGUCGACACUGCUGCUGCUGAGCUGCCUGAGCUGUCUGCUGCUGGCCGUGCACGCCGCCUGGCAGGAGAACCUCCGGCCCAGGAGAUAUGUUCGUCUCGAUCGCUCCUCGACUCGCUCGUUCAGCGGCAACUUCACUGGUCGCGAUUAUUUCCGGAUGUUGUACAAAGAUGACCAAUAUCUCGUCAUUGGUGCAAGAGACGGGGCUUACAACAUCAGUCUCACAAACCUGGUGCCUGUAGCGAAACUCGACUGGCCGUCUAAUGCCUCGACAGUGGAGCUCUGCAAGCUCAAGGGCAAGCCUGAGGUCGACUGUCAGAACUACAUCCGCGUCCUGGCGAAGAAGGACGACGGUGGAUUGUUUGUGUGCGGAACGAACGCAUUCAGUCCCAUCUGCCGGCACUACCAGAUCACGCAGGGUCCACUCGGGUCGAGGAACUGUUCACGACCACCCUGGGACCGUCUGCGCGGUCUGCCCCUGUUUGCCCGGCUGGCUGGUAAUAAUAACGGGGGAACGACGGCUGCUCGUAAUCCCGAUACGGCCGGAUCGAAGGCUAGUUAUGCAGAUGGGUAUCAGCGCGUGGCAGCUCGCCUAACCAGAGGUGAACGGAUGCUCCGAACAGGCGACUGAGGCGGAUCCUGCUCAACUGAUACCGAUAUCCGUGUCUGUUUGGCUAUUUUGUUUGUUUGAUGGUCAGCGAAGUCUCCUUCUAAUGCGAGUUUGUCGUUUUUCUUUCCUAUUUCUCUCAGUUUUUUUUUUUUAUACGUUGGUAGACCAGCUCCUACUGGUAAAAUGUCCAACCCUUUAAUGGCUCAGGAAUACUGUUCUUAACCAGCUGCAGUGUCAUGUCUACAUCUUCCUCCAUUUGCUAGUUUCAGUAGGUACAAUGGACAGUACAAUAUCACAGUGCGACUAUAUAUGCGCCAGUGGUGCUACAUAGUUCUGUGGCCCUUCAUGGCAUAGCUAAUGGCAACUGCUGCUCUUCUUGGAUUGUGCUACAUGCUACGUGUAACAUGUGCCAGUCCCGUGUCAUUGCUGCAUCUACAUGUGACAAUCUUUACCGCUACCAAUUGCAGUCUCCACUGCUACAUCACUGUAAAAAAAGUUUACCAACUAGUUAGUUAUCCGGCCACUUUUCACUAACCAUAGGCGUGUAAGCAAAACACGCAUUUCAUGACUAAGUGUGUUUUCAAUUACACGCAAAAGGUUGAAUAGCGUGUUUUGAAACACACCUCCUAGUUUUCGAAUAUUUGCCAGGUUACUAAGAUAAGCCGUGUAAGCGUGUUUAUUGACUAUCAUCGGUGUGUUUUGUUAAUAACUACAGACGUGUUAGGUAACACAUGUGUUUGUCACACGGCCACUUUUCACUAGCUAUAUGCGUGUACGCAAAACACACAUAUUGCGUGUUAGCUAACUAAGCUGUGCGUGUUAAUAAACUAAAUGCAUUUUUGA